AUGGGACGCGAUGUGAUGGCGAAGAAGAUUUUGAUUCAGCUGUGGACUCUUCUAUCAGAGACUUUCUACAAUCAGCCACCAACCACCGACGAGCAUGUGUCCGUUUUCCUCUACAAUCGCCCGAAUAUGGAUGGCCGAAUAAAAUAUUGGUUCAGUACGUCAUUAUUCCCUCGAAUGGUCACCGCUUUCACCUCUUUGAAUGCAACACUUUGGGGAAACGAAAUGUUCAGACGAGACUACACAGAUAUUCUGAGGGAAACGAUACAGUACACGCUAGGGAAUCGACUUAUUUUGAGGGUUUACGAGUCGUACGCGAUUGGCGAUGGAGAAGAGUUGGAGAAAGCCUGUCAGAAGAUGGAUGACAUGUUUGAGUUGCUAGACGGCACAUCGAACUUCGAUUUGCGGCCGAUUCUCCAAGCAGCCAGGAGUUGGGCUUCCAGCGAAGAGGAGGCGAAUCGCUUCGAGCGGAACACGAAAAUGUUGUUCACGCUGUGGGGACCGAAAGGGGAGAUCAGGGAUUACGGAGCGCUGGUCGGUUGGCUUAGCGGGUGUUCUCAUCAAGAUCAGCUUCUUAUCAAGAUCAGCUUAACCUGGUCAAAACCUGAUUUUGAUGAAAGCUUUGAUGAAAGAGUUGAGCUGAAAAGCAUAGAGUUUCCGAGACUGCGGAAUGGGACGCGAUGUGAUGGCGAAGAAGAUUUUGAUUCAGAUUCGACGGACGGCGAUGGUGAAAGGGCUGAAUCGACGGAAGAAUGCGAGGAACGCGUCUUCUUU
This is a messenger RNA of Mesorhabditis belari, 771 nucleotides long. NCBI's taxonomy places the organism in Eukaryota, Metazoa, Nematoda, Chromadorea, Rhabditida, Rhabditidae. The record is from the annotation of a GenBank genome assembly.